Engraulis encrasicolus (European anchovy) is the source of this 3111-nucleotide messenger RNA. RefSeq names its product STAG2 cohesin complex component a (gene stag2a). NCBI's taxonomy places the organism in Eukaryota, Metazoa, Chordata, Actinopteri, Clupeiformes, Engraulidae. The transcript is spliced from 27 exons. Bases 340 to 3111 code for a protein of 923 amino acids. Gene Ontology annotation, cellular component: cohesin complex; nucleus; chromatin. Gene Ontology annotation, biological process: sister chromatid cohesion. Gene Ontology annotation, molecular function: chromatin binding. The record is from RefSeq and is a predicted model, not a curated record.
UCCUGACGUUCCAUGUGUUAUACUCGAUACGACCUGCUGGUGGUGCGUGUGCGUAAUAGGAGUCUCCUAGCUGUCGAAAAUACAAUUUGUACCAUGCCAGCACAAGGGGAGAAAGUAGUCCGAUAAUUUAUCUAGCGCUACUUUCCCGAAUGUAUCUCGCACGUGCGCGUGACAAUCAAUGCCUCCGAUUCAGAAUUCCAGUAUUCAGUGGAUAAGUGUCAUUUCUGGAUUAUUUUUGAUUGAUUGGUGUAGCUAACGCUGUUUGAUUGUAACGAGAGGUGCGGGUGGAAGAGAGAGCAUCUUCAAGAACUAGACUGGGUCACAGAAAAUGGUAAAGAAAUGAUAGAGGCACAGGAGCUCCACUCAGACUUUCACUUUCCUCAGGAGGCCGACACUCCGCUUUCCUCCGAUACUGACCUAGAGGAUCCGGAGGGCCGCAAUGCAAAGCUUGGGAAGCCCAAGGCUCCAAAGCAGGGGAAGAAGGCGGCAGGCGAGAAGGGCAAGGGCCUGGGAGGCAAAGGCACCGGGCCGAACCGCGUGAAUGGCCACCACCAGGAGAACGGCAUGGAGAACCUCAGCCUCUUCGAGGUGGUCAAGCUGGGCAAGAGUGCCAUGCAGUCUGUAGUGGAUGACUGGAUCGAGGCGUACAAAAAUGAAAGAGACACAGCAUUGCUGGAGCUCAUCAACUUCUUCAUCCAGUGCUCCGGCUGCAAAGGGGCGGUCAGCUCGGAAAUGUUCCGACACAUGCAGAACUCUGAGAUCAUCCGGAAGAUGACGGAGGAGUUUGAUGAGGAUAGCGGAGAUUAUCCGUUGACCAUGGCGGGGCCACAGUGGAAGAAGUUCAAGUCCAACUUCUGCGAGUUCAUCGGCGUGCUGGUGCGGCAGUGCCAGUACAGCACCAUAUACGACGAGUACAUGAUGGACACCAUCAUCUCGCUUCUCACCGGCCUCUCCGACUCCCAGGUCCGAGCCUUCAGGCACACCAGCACGCUAGCAGCAAUGAAGCUGAUGACUGCCCUGGUGAAUGUAGCGCUAAACCUCAGCAUCAACAUGGACAACACUCAGAGACAGUACGAGGCCGAGCGAAACAAAACCAUCGGCAAGCGGUCAGUGGAGCGCGUGGAGCUGCUCUUCCAGAAGCGCAAGGAGCUCCACGAAAAUCAGGAUGAAAUUGAAAAUAUGAUGAAUGCAAUCUUCAAAGGUGUCUUCAUACACCGAUAUCGCGAUGCAAUAGCGGAGAUCAGAGCCAUUUGUAUUGAGGAGAUUGGCGUUUGGAUGAAGAUGUACAGCGACGCCUUUCUCAACGACAGCUACCUUAAAUACGUGGGGUGGACCAUGCAUGAUAAGCAAGGCGAGGUGCGUCUGAAGUGUCUGACCGCCCUGCAGGGUUUGUAUUAUAACCGGGAACUCAACAGCCGCUUGGAGCUCUUCACCAGUCGUUUCAAGGAUCGCAUCGUGUCCAUGACGUUGGAUAAGGAGUAUGACGUAGCUGUUCAGGCUGUCAAACUCUUGACCCUGGUCUUGCAGAGUGGUGAUGAAUGCCUGACGUCAGAGGACUGUGAGAGUGUGUAUCACCUGGUGUACUCGGCCCAUCGACCACUCGCUGUGGCAGCGGGAGACUUCCUCUACAAGAAGUUGUUUAGCCAACGCAGUGCUGAUGAAGAUGCCAUGCCCAGGAGGGGAAGACAGUGUCGAAACGCCAAUCUCAUCAAGACAACCGUCUUCUUCUUCCUGGAGAGUGAGCUCCAUGAGCAUGGUGCGUACCUAGUGGACAGCCUGUGGGACUGCGCCUCUGAGCUGCUGAAGGACUGGGAGAGCUUUAUCAGCCUGCUACUGGACGAGCCCUUCCCAGGAGAAGAAGAGUUGACAGAUCGUCAGGAGACAGCUCUUAUUGAGAUCAUGCUGUGCGCUGUUCGCCAGUCCUGUGAAUGCCACCCGCCCGUGGGCAGAGGAUCGGGCAAGAGGGUUCUCACAGCCAAAGAAAAAAAAACUCAGCUCGAUGAUCGGACCAGAAUCACAGAGAUGUUUGCCGUCGCUCUUCCAUUGUUACUGGCAAAGUACUCGGUGGAUGCAACCAAGCUCACCAACCUGCUGCAGCUGCCCCAGUACUUUGACCUGGAGAUCUUCACCACUGGACGACUCGAGAAGCACCUGGAGGCCCUGCUGCGUCAGGUGCGCGAGGUGGUGGAGAAGCACACGGAGACGGACGUGCUGGAGGCGUGCUCAAAGACCUAUUACGCCCUCUCCAACGAGGAUUACACCAUCUUCAACCGCGUGGACAUCGCACGCAGCCAGCUCCUCGACGAGCAGAUCGACAAGUUCAACCGCCUGCUGGAGGAGUUCCUGCAGGAGGGAGAGGAGACUGACGAGGACGAUGCAUAUCAGGUCUUGUCUACACUGAAAAGAAUCACAGCCUUCCACAAUGCUCAUGACCUCUCCAGGUGGGAUCUCUUCACCAACCUCUACAGACUCCUCAACACUGGCCUCCAAAACGGGGACAUGCCACAACAGAUUGUGAUCCAUGCCUUGCAGUGCACACAUUUCUCCAUUCUGUGGCAACUCGCCAAGGUAUCUAAAGGCACUGCAAAACAGGGUGACAUGGUGAAUCUAAGGAAGCAGAUGAGGGCAUUCUGCCUGAUGUGCCAGAGGUAUCUGGCCACCGUCAACACUGCUGUCAAGGAGCAGGCGUUCACCCUGCUGUGCGACGUGCUGCUGGUGUUCAGCCACCAGAUCGUGUCGUCGGGCCGCGAGGCGCUGGAGCCGCUGGUCUUCAGCCCCGACUCCUCCCUGCAGGCAGAGCUGCUCAGCUUCGUCCAGGACCACGUCUUCGUCUACCAGGACGAGGAGAACAACACUGAUGAUCAGCGGUAUGACGAAGUGUGGAAGAUCGAAGCUCUCCACAAGAGGAGGAACCUGCUGGCCGGCUACUGCAAGCUCAUCAUCUACAACGUGGUGGAGAUGAGCACUGGAGCGGACAUCUUCAAGCAGUACAUGAGGUACUACAAUGACUAUGGUGACAUCAUUAAAGAGACCAUGAGCAGAACCAGGCAGAUCGAUAAGAUCCAGUGUGCCAAAACACUCAUCCUCAGCUUGCAGCAGGUAAAUGACUAA